This is a messenger RNA of Tinamus guttatus (white-throated tinamou), 1009 nucleotides long. The record is from RefSeq and is a predicted model, not a curated record. NCBI's taxonomy places the organism in Eukaryota, Metazoa, Chordata, Aves, Tinamiformes, Tinamidae.
GAGGGACGUGGGGCUGUGCGGGCUGCUCAGCGAGGUGGCCAACGCCGAGGAGGAGGCGCUGCGGUGGGUGACGACCGCCUCGCGCUGGGCGCUCGCGCUGUGCGCUCGCGCGGCCGCGCUCCACGGAUCCCUCUUCCCGCACCUCUCGGUGAGUUUGGGCUUCCCACCUCGUUCCCGCAGCGAGGACAUGAUCGCGGAGUUCUCCCAAGCCGUGGACUGGGCCGGCUGCAGCAUCCGCGCCUUCGCGUGGCACCCGCACACCAGCAAGUUCGCGGUGGCUCUUCUGGACGACUCCAUCCGCGUCUACAACAGCAGCAGGUCCCGGUGCUCCGCGCGCGACGCUCGGACACACGGAGCCCUCCUUAGGCGACGACUCUCCCGGCUCCUUGUGAGGCCCCCCCGGCUUUUCCGCCUCGGGGGGUUGUCCCCUAGCUGGGACUUCAAGCCAGCGAGUGCCAUGUGCCACCGCGGGGCCGCGCCGCGUGAUGACACGAGGGUGUGGGAGGCGCAGACGUGGACGUGCGAGCGGUGGCCGACGCUCCGAGGACGCUGCCAGACGGGGUGCUCGAGCAGGGUGUGGGAGGCGCAGACGUGGACGUGCGAGCGGUGGCCGACGCUCCGAGGACGCUGCCAGACGGGGUGCUGGAGCCCCGACGGCAGCCGCCUGCUCUUCUCCGUGCUGGGCGAAUCCGUCAUUUAUUCCCUGUCCUUCUCCGAGUACAGGGGAGAGAUGCAAGGGCAGGUGGGAGGAUCCAAAACCGCUUCCAUCGUGGCCGACCUGUCGGAAACCACCUUCGAGACGCUGUACGGGGAGGAGAGGAUCGGCGGAGAAGUGACCGCCAUGGCCUGGGACCCCAGCGGGGAGAGACUCGCCGUGAUCAUCCGAGGCCCGGAACCGCCGGGGCCUCUUGGCUCCCUUUCUGGAGCAGCCCUUGGGAUAAUGGGGCUAUUCAGGCCCUCCUGGCUGCAGCGCGGCCCGAAUCCCCCUGGAUACAAAGGGCACCUUUGA